Nymphalis io (European peacock) is the source of this 1507-nucleotide messenger RNA. Its product is annotated as collagen alpha-2(I) chain-like. The record is from RefSeq and is a predicted model, not a curated record. NCBI's taxonomy places the organism in Eukaryota, Metazoa, Arthropoda, Insecta, Lepidoptera, Nymphalidae. Gene Ontology annotation, molecular function: extracellular matrix structural constituent. The transcript has 11 exons. Bases 49 to 1332 code for a protein of 427 amino acids.
GUUUAAUAUGUUAGUUUCAUGCUGUAAUUUGUUAGUCCGCAAACAAUAAUGGAGUUAAAACGAGGGGUGACUGUGAUCUUAUGUUUGUUAUUUUCGAAAACAAUUUAUACAGAACCUGUAAAACCAGAGAAAGCUGAUGCACCUGUAAUUUUGACAAAUGUACAUAUGGGUAAAGAAAUCAAAACAGAGCUAAAUGGGUGUAACCUGAAAAUUGGCAUAACGGGUUUGAAAAGUUGUAAUGCUGGUAAACCAAAGGAUGAUUCGUUGGGUCAUGAAUCAAUGGGCGUACCCGGUGUACCUGUACAUGAAGGAAAACCAGGAGCAACAGGGCCACCUGGACCAAAAGGGCCUCCAGGCCCGCAAGGACCAAUAGGGCCUCUAGGCCCGCAAGGACCAAUAGGGCCUCCAGGCCCGCAAGGACCAAUAGGGCCUCCAGGCCCGCAAGGACCAAUAGGGCCUCCAGGCCCGCAAGGACCGUCAGGUCCUUUAGGGUCUCCUGGAGAAAAUGGAUUACCGGGAGAUAAGGGAGAUUUAGGACCGAUGGGAUAUACGGGAGCACCAGGUAUUAAAGGAGAGCCUGGAUUACUAGGUCUAACAGGACCUACAGGAUCACCAGGAGCAAGAGGGGUACCAGGGUUACCAGGAAUUCAAGGUUCAAAAGGUGAACCAGGGCUGCCUGGAAAAGAUUGUGUCGUUGAAGGAUUACCCGGUCCUGAAAGUGCCCCGACGUUUUUGGGAAGCUUUUCGAAACCAGCUAAAUCAUGUGCUGAAUUGACAGAAAAUGGUGUCGUUUACUUAAAUCCUUCCAAUCCAUUCGAAGUCAAUUGCAAAGUAAAAGAGAAAGAAACCUGUCUAAAAACACAAGAUAUGGAUUAUGAUUCGCUCGACGAAAUUGCUAUUACAUUUACUAACGAUUCAUUUUGGUUAAGUGAAAUGGGAUUUGAUUUGACGAAAUUUUACAACCUACAAGUAUCUCAGCUUGCGUAUCUUCUAGCGUCAUCUACCGGCGUCACUCAAACAAUAAGAUAUCAUUGUCGAAAUACUAAAUUAAAUAGCGACUUCAAUACAGCAUUGCAAGUGCUACUUUGGAACGAUAAAUUAGUAGGACCUUAUUCUACUAAAGAAACGCCGAUGUAUUAUGAUGUUCCCGCAGAUACUGAUACAUGCAUGUUGGAUGAUACAUGGCAGUCUGCGGACAUAAUACUGGAAUCGAAACUGAAUACACGACUUCCAGCGGUAGAUUUCUUCGUGCAAGAUAUUAGACCCUUGAAUCAGAAAGUUCAUCUGGAACUAAGACAAUUGUGCUUUAAAUAUAAUACACCAUCUCCUUAGUUAAAGUAAGAAACAAUAAAAUAUUGAGCUACUAAAUAUUCUAAGAAUUUUAAUAUUCUAAGUUGUCACGCGAUUAAUCCACGAAGCUGCGACACAAAAUAUUUUAAUUAUUGUGUAGUUAUAAUGCUAUAGUAAAAAUUAUGAUGGGCUGAAAUAAAGUUAUACGACAAUAUCA